UUUCUGUUAACUAGAUAGAAAGAGAGAGAAAUGAUGAAAUGGUUAAAACGAAAUAGGAAAAUUGACUUAAGUCAACAUCACAGCCACAGCGGUGUUUCCACUCAGCCGCUCAAAAUAGUAGUAACAAGUCGUCAUUCGGAGCGGUACGGGUGUGUAUGGUCAAAACAUAAAAUUGUUCGCGAAGCAACUCUUUACUCGGUCUCAUGAAAAAUGGAAUGGAGUGAAACGGGUUUUUGAAAAAUACAAAAAAAAUCUGCAUUUCGCUAAAUCGAUUUCCGUCCUGCGAUUCAGUGCCGCACUAGACGCAGGUGAAAAUCCAUGGAAAGCCAGCGGAAUUUUUUUAUUUCAUGCGGAUGAAAUAAAACUAUUGCAAAGAGAUUACACAGGCGAUAAAAAAAUUGGCAAGCUCUUCGAGAGCUGAGAAAAGAGAAAGACACGGGUCAAACCAGAAAAAUAACCCCACAAAACGACAACGACCGUCAGGCCAGGUAAAACAACUUCAGUGAAAUUGAUUGAAAACACAAAUAGAAGUGAAUGUAGAAAAUAUGCCGGACAAAACCUCAUCAAAGGUUUCACAUUAGAACCCGUUGGUUUCCCCUUGUGGUGAUUGCCCAAUGAAAGUGUAAGUGAAGAGGAAAAAGUGAAAAACCGAAAUAAGCGAAAUGCACUUUUACGCAACCACACGUAGUGAAUAGUGAUAAUUUGUGCGCAAGGUGGAGUGGAAGAAAAAUUAAACCAUUGGAAAUCAAGAUUACCGGAAAACGAGUGUGAAACAAAGCUAGCGAUUUAACUGCCAACAAGUAAAUUGUUUGUUUUUUCUCGAAUAUAAAAAUGUAUCGUCCGAAUUUUUACGAGUCUACGUGUCUCCGAUGCAACGAGAUCGUCUACCAAGUGGAUCGCGUAGGACCGCUGAAAGAUUUUACAUUUUUCCAUUCCGGUUGCUUCAAGUGUAAAAAAUGCGGAACCAAGCUGACACUGAAAACUUACUACAACAACCAGCACAAUCAGGAUGAUAAAGAGGUUUAUUGCUGUUCCCAUGUACCGAAAAGUGGUCCAGGACAUUUUGAUCAAACAUCCGUUGGUAUAAGGCAAGCACUAAACGUACCUAAGAGCACUAACUACGUCAACGAACAGAUACGAGGUCAUCGAAACGAUAGUAUUGACGGCCUACAGCGGCAAAUGACACCAAAUGGCUUCAACGGAAUCCGCGAAGGUAAUUCACCACCACAGUCCGAUCCAGAUUACAAAUAUGGUCGCUUCGACGCCAGCGCCUUACACAUUGCCCACGCACUCAAGCAGACAGAAAUCCAAAAGGCAUAUGACAAACUGCGAGAAAAACCGAUCGAUUAUUAUUUGGCUCGAGAGGAGCAGGCGAAACUUGAAAUGAAACAUCGGAAGGAAGAAGACGACUUGUACAGAAAAUUCGCUAGGAAACGCGAGGAAGAGGAUAAACGAAUGCAGAGUGAAAUACAGGAUGAAUGGGAACGUGAACUUCAACGGCUUGCGCAUAAAUUCGAGAAGGAAAUGACGACUCUGCGACGUUCAAGGGAAGAUCAGAGCAUGCUGACAUUGAAACAUGAACAACAAAAGGAAGACCUAGAAAAGAACAUGACGAUACGAAAAACAAAGAAAAAAGAAAGUCUGACAAGGAAAUUGCUAGAACACGAACGCUCCGAAACGGCGGCUCUGGUGGACCGUCAAUCUAGUGAAAUGUUAGAGCUAAUCAGCGCAAGGCGUAGCGAAUACAUGCAAACGGAAAGCAUAUUCCUAGAUGAUGAGUUCACUGAAAGUACCAUACCACUGGAAUAUCCGUUGGUUGCACCAAAGCCUGCUCCGCCAGCCCUGAGCAAAUUUCAAAUAUACAAUGAUCCAAUUGAGUUCCAGGAUGUGGACCAGAUUGCUAUCACAGUUGCUCAAGAAGAUCAGAAAACCUUCACAGACCUUGUGCGCCAACUAGUCGGUCGAUGUACAUCGGACAUCGAAAAAGCGCGAACCAUUUUUAGAUGGAUUACCGUGAAAAAUCUUAACACAAUGACUUUCGAUGAUGAGGUUCGCGGUGAUACUCCAAUGGGACUACUGCGAGGAAUAAAAUACGGUACUGAAAGUUAUCAUGUUUUAUUCAAAAGACUCUGCAGUUAUGCUGGCCUUCACUGUGUAGUCAUCAAAGGAUACUCAAAGAGUGCUGGAUAUCAACCAGGAGUUAAAUUUCAGGAUUCAAGUCACCCGAAAAAUUCCAGGUUCCGAAACUCUUGGAACGCUGUCUACGUUGCUGGAGCAUGGCGUUUUGUGCAGUGCAAUUGGGGUGCACGCCAUCUGGUCAAUGCAAAAGAGGCGCCUAAAAGUGGCAAAGGCAAAAACGAUAGCUUACGCUAUGAGUACGAUGACCAUUAUUUCCUAACGGAUCCACGUGAGUUCAUCUACGAGUUCUUCCCACUGCAAGAAGAAUGGCAGCUUUUGAAGCGACCGAUUCCAUUGGCUGAAUUCGAAAAUUUGCCUUUCGUCCGGUCACUAUUCUUUCGAUAUGGUUUGCAUUUUGCAGACGAAGGAUAUGGUGCCGUGGUGUUCACAGAUGACACAGGUGCGGCAACCGUGAGAAUAGCAAUGCCAUCGGAUAUGCAAGGUUGUUUAAUUUUCCAUUACAACCUUAAGUUCUACGACAGUGAAGAAGACUCAUACGACGGAGUAUCGCUGAAGCGUUUUGUCAUGCAAUCUGUCAUAAGCAAUAUCGUAGCAUUCCGUGUGCAUGCUCCAUGCUCGGGAGCUUUUCUGCUAGACAUCUUUGCCAAUGCGGUUACACCGCAAGAGUACCUGACUGGUGAACCAAUGAAGUUCAAGAGCGUAUGCAAAUUCAAGAUCUGCUGCGAAGAGUUACAAACGGUCAUGGUUCCACUACCAGACUGUGCCAGUGGAGAGUGGGGACCAACCAAAGCCACUAGACUUUUCGGGUUAAUACCAAUUACACACCAGGAACCCCUCAUAUUUGCUGGACGGGCAAUCGAACUGCAGUUUAGAAUGUCUCGACCCCUAACAGACUUCAUGGCGACGCUACAUAAAAAUGGAAUAGAAGAAAAAAAGCUAUCCAAAUACGUUCAGCAUAAUGUUAUAGGUGAUACAGUUACGUUCAACAUAAGCUUUCCACAAGAGGGUCAGUAUGGCUUGGAUAUUUACACUAGAGAAGUGGGAUCGAUUACAAAUAAUAAUAAUUCGUCAAACGAGAAACAUCUUUUAACGCACUGUUGCAAAUAUCUGAUUAACUCCUCGAAACGAAAUUGAAUUCGCAGCUUUUGUACCGUUACACCCGUUGGAAUCAUUUGUUAGUUUUUUGUAAAUAUAGAUGAUAGAAUGUUCACAACACAAA
Messenger RNA from Wyeomyia smithii (pitcher-plant mosquito), 3358 nucleotides. It is a transcript of the gene Hil, whose product is annotated as hillarin. Bases 832 to 3273 code for a protein of 813 amino acids. The transcript is spliced from 12 exons. The record is from RefSeq and is a predicted model, not a curated record. Lineage: Eukaryota; Metazoa; Arthropoda; Insecta; Diptera; Culicidae.